Molecule: messenger RNA, 477 nt
Organism: Linum tenue
Lineage: Eukaryota; Viridiplantae; Streptophyta; Magnoliopsida; Malpighiales; Linaceae
Source: the annotation of a GenBank genome assembly
AUGAACUCGGAUGGUUCGCUUCUGCGACCGUCCGAGUCUACCGCUGCAGGUGGUGCGCUUAGAGAUGGGCAGGGUCGCUUACUAGGGGCUUUCUCAAUGAAUCUGGGAAGAUGUACCAUUACUCGAGCGGAGAUCUGGGGUGCUCUUCGUGGACUGCAGAUGGCAUGGGAUUCUGGUCACAGAAGGGUCGAGCUACAGCUAGACUCUACCACAGCCAUCAGUCUCCUAUCGCCAGGCUCGCCAACCAACCACCAGCAUGCUAACCUAGUCAUCCAGUUUAGGGAGCUACUGGGAAGGGACUGGGAGGUGGUCAUACGUCACAUAUAUAGGGAGGCUAAUUUUUUAGCCGACUGUCUUGCGCAUAAGGGUCACCUGUUAUACCCUGGAGCUUUCUCUGUUACCUGUAUGGAUCCGGAUGUUGAACGUUGGCUCCUGUAUGACUCGGUUGGCGGGUUUGUAGUCCGCGAGGUUAAUUAA